Oryzias latipes (Japanese medaka) is the source of this 3550-nucleotide messenger RNA. It is a transcript of the gene cobll1b, whose product is annotated as cordon-bleu WH2 repeat protein-like 1b. Gene Ontology annotation, molecular function: actin monomer binding. Lineage: Eukaryota; Metazoa; Chordata; Actinopteri; Beloniformes; Adrianichthyidae. The record is from RefSeq and is a predicted model, not a curated record.
UGUAAAAGUGAGCGCACGGAGGGUCCAGGAGGAACAGAAAAGCCAACACACUGGGCUGUUCUCCAUGAUGGCGCAACAGACUCCUCUAAGCCGCCGCACCGUGGCUCCAUCAUUAUCAGAUUAUAACGGUCUACACUUCAUUAAAAACUAAUGGAGGCGGACAGCUGCUUCGAUCUUCAUUCAUGAGACUUUAGUAUGGAUGAUCAUGAAUCCCAGUCCCAUCCCAGGACCUCUGGUCUGAGGGUGUCGAGAAAAAGUAAAGCCCCAACCCCACCAGGUCCGAGGUUAGAUUCCCAAGGAUUUUCCCCCUGGCACCCAGGAAACCUUCAUUUAACCAUGGACCAGAAGGAGAACCUGCAAGACAAAGAACUUUCACUGACUGUGGUUCUGCCUGGAGGAGUGGAACAGAUGACAGUGGUUCAUGGAAGCAAACCCUUGAUGGAUCUCUUGGUGACACUUUGUGCAAAGUAUCACUUGAACCCAGCGAGCCACACCUUAGAACUGGUCACAGCCAGCAAGAACAGCAUCAAGCUGAAACCUAGUGCUCUCAUAGGGACUUUGGAUGCUGAGAAGAUCAUCCUGAAAACUAAAGGAGAGGAUAAAAAUAAAAAGACAGGUCCUCAGAUGCCUGAGGCAACUGUACGGAUGGUGAUAAACUACAAAAGGACCCAGAAAACUAUAUUGCGAGUAAAUCCCCGUGUUCCUCUUUCUGAGCUCUUACCAGCAAUCUGUGAAAAAUGUGAAUUUGACACAGAGACUACAGUUCUGAUGAAAGACGGCCAGUCACUGACCCCUUUAGACUUGUCCAGUUCUCUUAACGAUUAUGCAAUACGGGAGGUUUAUGCAAGAGACACAAAAGGAAAAGCAGCUUCUGCUCUUUGCCCAAGCUCACCAGCUGAUGCAGGAGCUGUCACACCAGGCAAAGCUAAAAACCAGAAAGAGGAGGAAAAUAAAGGACUGUUCAGCAUGUUUAGAAAAAGCAAGAAAAAGUCAGAGCAGCCAACAACAGCCAGUGCCCCCGGUUCUCCUGUACUCGUAAGCAAGCCUAGACCUCUGAGCAUGGCCUUGCCUUGUUCGAACUCCUCAAACUUUGUUGAGGGGCCAAAGAAGAGGCGCGCGCCUCAGCCCCCAAACCGGGUGUUUCAGAGGAGUCACUCGGACAUUGGCACCUCCCGGAGAUUCAGCUCUGAACCCGGUGCCCAACUUGACCAGAUGUCGGGUGCAAGUCGUGGGUCAUCGGCACAAUCGUCGCUAAAGAGAACCAAGCGCAAGGCUCCUCCACCUCCAACAUCUCCAAGUGCUGUCGUCCACAAUCCGGUUUCUCAGGAGGAACCUUCACAGGCGAUUACAGCUCCUAAAACACUGGAGGAGAUUAUGGAGAAGGAGGAGGUCACUUCAACGUCUGCAGCUCAUAAUGGCAUCCUGGAGGAGAACCGGAGCCUCAGCGUCUCACCGGAAGUGCAGUACUUGUCUCCAGAUAUUGCGAUGGAGAGCACAAAGUCAGUGGAGGGCGGGGAGGAAGAUCGAUCUGAUCAACCCUCGGAUGGCAUUCAGAUCCAGGUGAAGGAUUCUGCAGUUGCAAGUGAAGCGGGAAAAUCUAAUGAGACUGAUGAGGCAACAAACAAUGGUUGUCAAAUUCAGAUUGAAGAUCCAAACAAACCUACCAUUUCUGAAGGACCACCGUCUGAUGCCACUGACAAUCAGAUCAACAGCCUGCCCCCAACUGUCACGCAGGAUGCAGAGACUUCUGUUCAGACAAACACUGACGCCCCACAGGAACAAUAUGAGCAAUUGGACAGUUUAGAGCCCCAAAGCAUAUCGAGACCCACGGGAGAGGAUGCUCAAGUCCAAACGGAUUUUGAAGAUUUUCCUGCUCCUCCACCGCAAUCCGCAGACAACAGGCCCGCAUCAGAAAACUCUUCCUCAUCCCACACCUCGGAGACUCCUCCAUUUCGGGACUCACCGCCAAGUGCCUCCACUGCCACAAAAGGGACAUCCAUGUUUGCCACAGACGUUAAGCCAAAACCUAAGCCUUCCAAUGAGCUGACAAGAGACUACACCCCUAAAGUGGGAAUGAAAACAUACACCAUAGUUCCUCAGAAAUCCCUUGAAAAACUUAGAUAUUUUGAAGUUGCACUGACACUGGAAGCCCCUCCUAAAGCUCCAGCAGAGGGACAAAACGCUGCUCUUCCUUUAGACGAGAGCGUCAAACAAACGGGACGGACGGAAGUUUCAGAAAACACUAAGGAAAUCCAUCCUGACAUACCCAGUAAAGACUUGCUGAAUAACACUAGUGUUCAACACACUUUAAAUGGGGUUAUGUCCCAGCUUCAUUCUUCAUCACCAGCACGUUUACACAGCAUAGACGAGAGCUCAUCACCAGCUAAUGGAGAGUCUCAAGCAGUUUCAUCAUCGGAGGUCAAGGAGAUGAAAAUUCCACCUGUGACUAAACCAAAGCCCACUUCUUUCCGCCUGCCACAGCUGAAAAAAACACCUGGCUAUUAUGUAACUUCAGCAGCAGAGAAAACCCCAAAUGCCGGUUCGGGGUUUGGCCUGAACGAGACUUCAGGGAGUUCAGAGAGGGCAGCACUGCCACCCCCUCCUCUCCCACCUCCUGUGCAGUGUCAACAGGAAACUGCAGAGGCCACCGGCAUCCAACUGAGCCCCAAGCAGGUUGACGGAAAGGUGGCAUUGUCCCGGCAAACUAGUCUGCCGCUGAGGGAGUCAAGCGCAGGGUUGAGCGUGGAAAAAUUAAGGAGUUUUGCAGCCCCUAAACCUUAUUCUCCUUUAACUCCGUCCCGCUUCGCCCAGGCCGUUUCCUCUGCUGUAAGACGGAGCCAGUCUCUGUCGCAUGGGCCUAAGUCGCCUCCCUUCUUCACCUCGACACCCACCUCCCCCACUCCAAGUCUUUCAUCAAUCACAGAAACAAGAGGACUAUUCUGUCUGAAGCAGGACUGUGAAGGCAGAGAGCUGGAAAGGGACAACUCCAGUCUGCAAAGGGAGGAGGGUCUUCAAAUGGCCGGAGAGUGCAGUCCCUAAAAAAUAAAGAGUACAACCCAUCUUCCUGGACUUCUCAAGAAGCUUAAAUCGCCCCAAAAGAAGGCCUCUUCUGUGACUCUCCUUACCUUGCCAGGAUACAUAAAAAUAUGUAGAUGGUUACUUUUUUUUUCUUUUUUAAUUAAGAGAUAUUAUUGCAUAUUUUAAUGUUUAUUUAGAGUGAUAACUAUCAUGCAUUUAAUGCAGUGUUUUGAGCAAUCAGAAACUAGAGUUUCGUAAAUUAUUGCAAUUAUUUGGUUUGUAUUAUCUAAUUAAUACAGAAUGUUUAGGACAGAACAGGUAAGGUUAACACUAAAUAUGUCUUAUGUUGUACUGUAGGUCUGUAUUUAAGUAUGAGUUUUGAAUCCAAUGUAUGCAGAAAUACAGUGUGUGUAGUACACUUGGGUUGCCAUAAAGUCUCUUCUAUGUCAGGUGUUUCUUCUGUUUCAAGUGUCCUUUCCUCUGUAUUUUAAAAGCCUUUGACUGUUUAAUAAAGGCCAAUAACUUGACUGAA